UAAGGCGUUUGGUUGUGUGCCACGCUAUUAAAAGAAGAAGAGAAGAACCUUUACGUCAUGAAAUGGUGACGAAGCAAAUUCUCCUGCAGCGUCCCGACUGACAACGAACCAUCUCUCUGAUGACCAAGGCUGAUGGCCAAGGCUACGUCGACCUGAAGGCUCUUAGCAACCUUCUGGAAUGGCUACGCUUCCCUGCCCGGGGCUUCUCUCGCCAGUUCCUGAUCACCCUGUGUGUUGGGAUGACCUUCGGUUUCGGCUUUGCCUCUCUUCGGUGGUGUGACCUGGACGAACCCCGCUCCCCGACGUCGGAACCCCCGAGGCUGCGGCAGCUCUUCUACGGUGAGGGACCUCGCGUGGACAGCGACAACGAGACUGGUCCGCAUAAACCGUUGGCGUUCAACGGGACGGAGGAGGAGUUCCACUAUAAAGACGAAGACCGCGUGGCACAGAUACUUAAGAAACGAGUGCGUCUCCUGUGCUGGGUGAUGACCAACCCAGCUAACCACGCCAAGAGGGCAAAACACGUCAAAGCCACGUGGGGUCGCCGCUGCAACGUGCUCCUUUUCAUGAGUUCCCAAUCGGACCCCGAGCUACCUGCGAUCGCCUUGCCCGUCAACGAAUCUCGAUCUUAUCUCUGGGAGAAGACCAAGGCCGCUUUCACGGAGGUGUACAACAACUACCUGAACGAAUCAGACUGGUUCCUCAAAGCUGACGACGACACCUACGUCAUAGUCGAAAAUCUCAGGUACUUCCUCCUGGACAAGAACUCCUCUGAACCCAUCUACUACGGCUGCCGUUUCAAGCCGUACGUGAAGCAGGGCUACAUGAGCGGAGGGGCAGGCUAUGUCCUCAGCCGAGAAGCAGUCAAGCGAUUUAUAGAGCAGAGCCUUCACGAUCCCAAGUGCCGCCAAGACCACGACGGCGCUGAGGAUGUGGAGAUUGGAAAAUGUCUGGAGCAAGGGGGUGUCCAGGCUGGGGACUCCCGGGACAUUCUUGGGAGAGGAAGGUUCUUCCCACUAGUGCCAGGGAGUCAUCUUAUCACUGGUGAAGUGGGCAGAGAUUUCUGGCUAUGGAAGUGGGUCUACUACCCCCUCGCAGAGGGAAUGAACUGCUGCAGUGAUACAACAAUUUCAUUCCACUACAUCAGCCCAAAUCUGAUGUAUGUCAUAGAAUACCUCAUCUACCUCCUUAGGCCAUAUGGAACAUUCUCCAUGGUGCAUUGCAGAGAAGACAAUAGUGAACAACAUGGAACAACACGCGCUUGACAGCAGAGUAAUCGUGUGCCGCGUCGACGGUGACGCCUUUGCAUACAGGUCACUCAAUAAGACACUGGUGACUUGAGGCAUCCUCUGUCGAAGUAUUCAAAUAAACGAGCAGCAUGAAAACUAAGUCUCGGUAAUUCA
Molecule: messenger RNA, 1403 nt
Organism: Ornithodoros turicata
Lineage: Eukaryota; Metazoa; Arthropoda; Arachnida; Ixodida; Argasidae
Product: glycoprotein-N-acetylgalactosamine 3-beta-galactosyltransferase 1-like
Exons: 5
Coding region: 120-1265 (381 amino acids)
Cellular component (GO): membrane
Molecular function (GO): N-acetylgalactosaminide beta-1,3-galactosyltransferase activity
Source: RefSeq, a predicted model, not a curated record